AUGAUAGAAAUCGAUGAUUGUGCUUCCGGGACUGGGGAUUGCCAGAAAGACUGUGCGAACAAUCCAAAAUCCAAAUACUGCCGGUGUCCAGCUGGCUAUUUCCUAGCUCCAGAUCGUCGCCGAUGUCUUGACAUUGACGAGUGCAAAUACAAACGUGGAGGUUGUAUGUACUUUUGUGAAAAUCUUCCCGGAGGAUAUCGUUGCGCCUGCCCGUCGGAUAUGAUGCUAGCUGCGGAUAAAAUCUCUUGCGUUCCUUUCUUCGAUCCCUGUAAACAUCCGCCCAACGGUGACUGUGAGCAUAUUUGCACCACACUGCCGGGUUAUCGGUAUGUUUGCUCCUGUCAACCAGGUUACCGUUUGGCAGACGACAAAAAGCGAUGUAUAGCACAGGAUCUAUGCAAAGAGAACAAUGGUGGUUGCCAACACGAUUGUCGCACAGUAAACGGCGAGGCUCGAUGUAGCUGUCACGAUGGUUAUCAACCAGCAUCGUACGAUCCAAAGAAAUGUGUGGGCGUACUGCUGGAGGUGAGCGAUCCGUGCCAGUUCGGGAAUGGGGGAUGCACACAUAUUUGUUUGCGAACGGAGCAGGGAACGGCGGAAUGUGCAUGCAAUCCAGGAUAUGAUUUGCAGGCUGACGGACGAACGUGUCGAGAUCGUGAUGAGUGUCUGACCGGCGAGGCUGCUUGCCAUGGACCGGCGGUGUUUUGCACAAACGAAGUGGGCAGUUAUCGGUGUGAAUGUCAACCAGGAUUUCGGCUGGCACCCGAUGGACAUUCAUGUCAAGAUAUUGACGAAUGUCUUAGCUACAACGGUGGAUGCCAGUACAAAUGUGUCAACACACCAGGAAGUUUUCAAUGUCUAUGCAAUUUGGGAGACGAGCUUAAUCCGGAUGGUUUAACCUGUUCCCGUUCCACAAAAUAUGUCAGGGAUGACGCGUCUCAAGCCAUGGUAAUCGGAGCACCGGGGCAGAAUAGACGUCAAAUCAAUUUGAAUGGACCGACUUCCUCAUUCACCUACGGGAUUCAGACAUUCACGAAGAAAAAAAUUCCGUUGGAUGCGAGUGAUCCCAAAGCAUCAUUUAUAACACUCCGUCGUUUAUAUUUUCACAUGUACACAUUUCAGGGUCGCUGGGGUGUCGGAUGUCAAGAAUACUGCGACUGCAUUGACGAUAUCCCCUGUGACUCACAGACGGGGCAAUGUUUAUGUCCGAUUGGACGUCAUGGAGAUCGAUGCGAUUUGUCCGGUUGUCAACCGGGCUAUUGGGGGCUCGGUUGCGAUCGAACGUGUCCGGACAACUGUGGGACAAAUCGAUGUGAACGUGACACCGGACAAUGCACAUGUGCACCUGGCACAUACGGUGCCCGUUGUCAUUUGAGCUGUCCCGAAGGUACAUGGGGUCAUUUGUGUCGAUUGCCCUGUCCGGCGGAGUGUACGGGGCCUGGGAGAAAGAGUAAGGGUUGUCAUCCUGAGACCGGCAAAUGUGUUUGUGAACCGGGAUACCGGGCACCAGAGUGCAUAUUUCCAUGUCAACGAGGUACCUUCGGUGUGGACUGUCGACAGACGUGUUACGACUGUACAGAUGGCUGUGAUCCGGUCACCGGUCGAUGCAAUGUGCUCUGUCCGGCCGGAAAACGCGGUCCGAAAUGCGAUGAAGAUUGCCCUGAGGGAUAUUGGGGUGCACAAUGCCUGAAACAGUGCCAAUGUGGCAUUGAUUUGGCCGGAAGACCUCUCUCAUGCAAUCCACAGACCGGUGCUUGUGUGUGCAAAGCUGGUUAUCGAGGGCCGCAUUGUGACAUCCGUUGUGAGCUGGGGACGUACGGUCCGGGUUGCACGAAAAAAUGUGACUGUGGUCCCGGGGUGGUCGGUUGCGAUCCCGUUACCGGAUUGUGCCACUGUGCAGACGGAACAGUCGGGAUUCGUUGUGGCAUGCAGAAUGAUCGGUACGUGUCUGACGAAGAACCAUCUUGUCCCCCCGGUCGUUGGGGUCCGAAAUGUACCGAAACUUGUGACUGUGUGCACGGUGUGGAAUGCAACAAACGCACCGGGGUCUGUGUCUGUUUCGCCGGGUUCAAUGGAACUCGAUGUGACCAGAAGUGCCCAGAGGGCAAAUACGGACCGAACUGUGUGGAAACGUGUGGCUGUGUGCAUGGUACGUGUGAUCAUCGAUCCGGGGCUUGUGAAUGUGAACCGGGUUGGCGAAACAUGUUGUGCGAUCGUGAAUGUGCUCCCGGAUUCUACGGACUCGAUUGUCAGCAUCGAUGCAAUUGCACCAAUGGGGCCGAAUGCUGGCACGGAGUCGCUUGUGAUCAGCCUUGUCCUCAAGGAAAAUACGGGAAGAACUGUGCAGAAACAUGUGACUGUGCAAAGGAUGUUCCAGGAAUCCAAUGUGAUAAAGUGAAUGGACGUUGCAUUUGUCCGCCCGGUCGCACCGGACCGCGAUGCGCGGAGUCCUGCCCUGAGGGAUUCUGGGGAGAGGCUUGUGCGCGUACAUGCGCCUGUCUCCGGGGUGCCUCCUGUGAUCCAGCCAAUGGGAAGUGUCACUGUGGCCCAGGAUGGUACGGUGAAGCAUGUGAGCUGGCCUGUCCGGACGGAAGAUGGGAUAGUAAUUGUCAACGCGAAUGUGAAUGUAGUGGAGAUCCACGACAUCCGAUUGGAGGCAAAUGUGAUCGUUUUACUGGGAAAUGCCAAUGCCCUGAAGGCUUCUCUGGACCAAGAUGUCAAGAGAGAUGUCCGACCGGAAAGUACGGACCAGACUGCCAGUUUGCAUGCCGAUGCCAUCAGCCAGGAUCGCGGUGCGAUCCGGUGACUGGAGAGUGCCGCUGUCCGGCAGGUUGGACUGGACCAACCUGUGAACAGCCCUGUCCACCAGGUUUUUAUGGUCCCGAAUGUAAAAAUCGAUGUUUGUGUCCCGCAAAUCGUCCGUGUCAUCACGAAACCGGUAAGUGUCGUUGUCCACCCGGAACUCGGGGGGCUCAAUGUCAGGACACGUGUCCAGAAGGUCGAUGGGGUGAGAACUGUCGGAAUGAAUGUGACUGUCAUGAACGUAAUCCAAACAUGGAUGUCCUGCUGGAUACUUUGGUACCGACUGUCAAUAUGAAUGCAAGUGUGAAAAUCAAGGCUUGUGCCAUCCGGAUAACGGAACAUGUAUCUGCCCUGCGGGCUAUUAUGGCGAACGAUGCUCUUUGCCAUGCCCGAAUGGAUUUUUUGGAAGACAAUGCAAACAACGAUGUGAAUGCAUUCACGGUGAAGCUUGCCAUGGUGUCACCGGAGCCUGCUACUGUGCCGCCGGAUAUCGCGGAAGACACUGUGAACAAACUUUCCGUCCCGAUUCCUUCCCCUGUCGCCCCUCCCCCCGCCGCUCUCCUACCACUGAACACACCCUGUCUGCCUAAAGCUUGCGCCCGGGGUACAUAUGGUCCACAGUGCUCGCAUGAAUGUCCACCAUGCAUUAUCAAAACUCAGGCCGAAAUUGAAAACCGCGACACGGCACUCCGACCGACAUUCAAUCCGAGCUCCACCAACCCGAAUCGAAUGUCCCGAUUUGCAACAGACUCCGGUUCCCUGGUUGCAACGAUGUGGCGAGCCACCAAUGCUCCGGGUGAGGUAACGUGUCAUCCGCAGACCGGACAGUGCCCUUGUCCACCGGGCACUCGUGGGCAGGAUUGCAGUGAAAUAUGUCCUCCCGAUCGAUUUGGACCAAUGUGCUCUCAGGUGUGUGGAACAGAUGAGAUCAUUUUUUAA
Molecule: messenger RNA, 3741 nt
Organism: Echinostoma caproni
Lineage: Eukaryota; Metazoa; Platyhelminthes; Trematoda; Plagiorchiida; Echinostomatidae
Source: the annotation of a GenBank genome assembly